AUGAAGAUGGACCUAGAAGUGGACGUCCUAGAGUCACCACUGCGGCGCAAGAUAGGUGGGAAGCAGUUUUCUCCUGAAAGAUACAUACAAGAUAAACCAUGUGACCAGGAGGGCAGGUCAAUGGACAACCAACUUCACGAUGCAUGCUGGGAGGGGGACCUGAACAUGGUGAGACGUAUCUUGUCUGAGGGGCAGCUGGAUGUCAACAGCAGGGACAGGCGGGAAAGGACACCGGUGAUGGCGGCAGCUUGCGCAGGACAUAAGGACGUCGUAAAACUUCUCAUAAAUGCAGGAAGUAAUGUGUCACUUGUUGAAGAUCAUGGUUACAACAUUUUUCACAUAGCCACUUGUAUAGGACACUUGGGGAUGGUAAAGUAUAUCUUAUCACAGAAUAUCCUUGACAUCAACAGUAGGACGAAGUGCAACAGGACACCUGUGAUGAUGGCAGCAAACAGGGGUUAUAGAGAUGUGUUUGCCGUUCUUGUAAGUAAAGGAGCUGAUGUGUCAUUGAGAGAUCAACGUGGUAACAACAUCCUACUUUAUACCUGUGCUGGGGGACAGGUGGAGAUGGUGAAAUAUGUCCUCUCAAUGAACAAGGUAGACAUCAACAGAAGAGGACAACACGGAUGGACAUCAGUGAUGGUGGCAGCAAGACUGGGAAACAGAGAAAUCAGGGACAGGCGGGAAAGGACACCGGUGAUGGCGGCAGCAUGCGCAGGACAUAAGGACGUCGUAAAACUUCUCAUAAAUGCAGGAAGUAAUGUGUCACUUGUUGAAGAUCAUGGUUACAACAUUCUUCACAUAGCCACUUGUAUAGGACAUGUGGCGAUGGUAAAGUAUAUCUUAUCACAGAAUAUCCUUGACAUCAACAGUAGAACGAAGUGCAACAGGACACCUGUGAUGAUGGCAGCAAACAGGAGUUAUAGAAAUGUGCUUGCCGUUCUUGUAAGUGAAGGAGCUGAUGUGUCAUUGAGAGAUCGACGUGGUAACAACAUCCUACAUUAUACCUGUGCUGGGGGACAGAUGGAGAUGGUGAAAUAUGUCCUCUCACUGAACAAGGUAGACAUCAACAGAAGAGGACAACACGGAUGGACAUCAGUGAUGGUGGCAGCAAGACUGGGAAACAGAGAAAUGUUGGAUUUGCUUAUGAGUAAAGGGAGUAAUGUGUCACUGACGGCAAAGGAAGAAACCAACAUCCUUCAUGCGGCUUGCAUUGGGGGACAUUUGGAGAUGGUUAAAUACGUUGUCUCUCAAUAUUUUGUAGACAUCAAUAGCAGACGUUGGAAUGGGAAGACAGCAUUGAUGAUCUCAGCACAGUGGGCACAUAGAGAAGUGUUUGACUUCAUAUUGAGAAGAGGAGGUAAUAUGUCAAUGGUGACUUAUAAUGGCGAGAACAUCCUUCACUUGGUCUGUACUAAGGGAACUCUAGACAUGGUUAAGUAUAUCUUUUCAAAGAACCUUCUGAACAUUAACGCCAGGACGAAACAAGGAGACACAGCAGCGUUGAUUGCGAAACGAAGAAAGAACAGUUAA
Haliotis rufescens (red abalone) is the source of this 1533-nucleotide messenger RNA. RefSeq names its product putative ankyrin repeat protein RF_0381. The record is from RefSeq and is a predicted model, not a curated record. Bases 1 to 1533 code for a protein of 510 amino acids. Gene Ontology annotation, molecular function: protein binding. The transcript is spliced from 3 exons. NCBI's taxonomy places the organism in Eukaryota, Metazoa, Mollusca, Gastropoda, Lepetellida, Haliotidae.